Plectropomus leopardus (leopard coralgrouper) is the source of this 993-nucleotide messenger RNA. The record is from RefSeq and is a predicted model, not a curated record. Lineage: Eukaryota; Metazoa; Chordata; Actinopteri; Perciformes; Serranidae.
CUCCUGAGGAUCGUCCUGUUAGGGAGGACGGGGACGGGCAGAAGCUCCUCAGGAAACACCAUCCUGGGCAGGCCGGCCUUCUGGGUCACCGUGUCGCCCUCUUCUGUCACCACACAGUCCACCAGACAGACAGCGACGGUGGACGGACGCAGCGUCUCUGUGAUAGACACCCCAGGUUUCUUCCACACACGCCUGUCCCCUGAGGAAGUCAUGGCAGAGGUGGGACGCUGUGUUGCCUUGUCCUCUCCGGGGCCCCACGUCUUUUUGGUGACACUACAGCUCGGCAGGUUCACGCAAGAGGAGAGGGACGCCUUAGAGUGGAUCAAAGCCACAUUUGGACCCGGGGCCGCCAGGUUUACCAUGGUGUUGUUCACCUGCGGGGACCGGCUGCAGGACAAACGUGUCCAGGACUUCCUAUCAGAGAGCGAGGAGCUGUCUGAGUUUGUCAGCAGCUGCCGCGGGGGGUAUCACGUCUUUGAUAACUGUGACAAGACGCCAAAACAAGUCGUGCAGCUCCUGAAGAAGAUUGACAAAACCGUGGCAGACAACGGAGGCGGUUGCUAUAGCAACGAGAUGCUCAAGGAUGCUGAUAGAGUCGUCAAGGAGGCACAAGAGAGGAUUCUGGGAGGACACAAGGUAGAGUCUCCAAGGAAGACAGCUGCAGAUGAAGAGGAGCAAGGACCAGAGAAAAAAAGAGAAGAGGAGGAGAGGAGAAAGGAGGAGGAGGAGGCCAGAAAGAGAGCAGAGAGGCUUUUCUGGUGCGAGUUGGUGACGGCGAUGGGGAAAGGUGCGGCAGAGGGGGUCGGGAUCCUGGGGAAGGACGACGGGAAAGGGAAGGCUGUGAAAAAGGCGAAGGUGGUGGAAAGAGCGGCGGCUCUGGCAGCGUCGCCGCUCUCCAUCACCUCGGCUGCAAAAGCAGUUGGAGGAGCUGUGAGAGAAGGGAGCAAGGUGUUAUACAAACAUGGAAAAACUUUCCUAAAAACACCUCAUUAA